UUAGGAUGAGAAACUUGUUCGCUAAGAAAAACCAUGAGAAGCUGUUCUUAUAAAUUCUCCCACUCCCCCACACACCUAGUCUAUAGUACUCUUGUUCUUUUCUUUUUUCUCUUCUCUCCAUAGUUUCUUCUAGUUAGUCCUUUCUCUGUUUUCUGAGCAUGGCCGAUCAAGCAUCAACAUCCAUGCAUUCCCUCAAAAGAAAAAGGGACGCCGAGCCCAACACCAACAAGAAAGCUCCCAAUAGAUUGGUCGUGGACGAAUCCAAGAACCACGACGACAACUCUGUCGUCUUACUACACCCUGAUACCAUGAACACUCUCAACUUCUUUCAUGGUGAUGCUGUCUUGAUCAAGGGCAAGAAGAGACGGGACACGGUUUGCGUUGUUCUCGGGGAUGAGGCUUGUGACAAGUCCAAGGUUUUCAUGAACAAGGUGGUGCGGUCUAACCUCAGAGUCAGGCUUGGUGAUGGGGUCUCGUUGCAUCAAUGCAAUGAUGUUAAGUAUGGUAACAAAGUUCAUGUUCUUCCUCUUGAUGAUACCAUUGAAGGUCUUACUGGGAGUCUUUUUGAUGCGUAUUUGAAGCCUUACUUUAUGGACAUGUAUAGGCCCGUGAGGAAAGGUGAUCUUUUUGUUGUGAGAGGUGGAAUGAGAAGCGUAGAGUUUAAGGUCAUGGAGACUGAGCCUGGAGAGUAUUGCAUUGUUGCACCCGACACCGAAGUUUACUGUGAAGGAGAGGCUUUGAAGAGAGAAGAUGAGGAAAGAUUGGAUGAGAUUGGUUAUGAUGAUAUUGGCGGAGUUAGGAAGCAACUUGCUCAGAUUCGUGAGUUGGUGGAAUUGCCUUUAAGGCAUCCACAACUUUUCAAGACUAUUGGAGUGAAGCCUCCAAAGGGAAUUCUGCUAUAUGGACCUCCUGGCACUGGCAAGACACUUAUUGCAAAGGCUAUUGCUAAUGAAACCGGGGCUUUCUUUUUCUGUAUUAAUGGGCCCGAGAUUAUGAGCAAGAUGGCUGGUGAGAGUGAGAGUAAUUUGAGGAAAGCUUUUGCUGAAGCAGAGAAGAAUGCUCCUGCGAUUAUAUUUAUUGAUGAGAUUGACUCUAUUGCUCCCAAGCGUGAUAAGACCGGUGGAGAGAUAGAGAGGAGGAUUGUUUCACAGCUUUUGACAUUAAUGGAUGGUGUGAAUUCUCGGGAACAUGUUAUUGUUAUUGGAGCUACCAAUAGGCCUAAUAGUAUUGAUCCAGCAUUACGAAGGUUUGGGAGGUUUGAUAAAGAGAUUGAUAUUGGUGUUCCAGAUGAAGUUGGGCGUCUUGAGGUUCUUCAGAUCCAUACCAAGAAGAUGAAGCUCUCUGAAGAUGUGAAUUUGGAAAGAGUGGCCAAGGAAACUCAUGGACAUGUGGGUGCGGAUCUUGCAGCUCUUUGUACUGAAGCUGCACUACAAUGUAUUAGAGAAAAAAUGGAUGUGAUUGACAUGGAAGAUGAAACCAUCGAUGCUGAGGUUCUCAACUCCAUGGCUGUCACCAAUGAUCACUUUGGUGGUGCUCUUGGAACUAGCACUGCCUCUGCUUUGCGCGAAACUAUUGUGGAAGUGCCCAAUGUUAGUUGGAAAGACAUUGGUGGACUUGAGAGUGUCAAGAGGGAGCUUCAAGAGACCGUUCAAUAUCCAGUGGAGCAUCCCGAGAAGUUUGAGAAGUUUGGAAUGUCACCAUCUAGAGGAGUUCUCUUCUAUGGUCCUCCUGGUUGUGGGAAAACCCUUUUGGCCAAGGCUAUUGCUAAUGAAUGUCAGGCUAAUUUUAUUAGCAUCAAGGGUCCUGAGUUACUCACAAUGUGGUUUGGAGAGAGUGAGGCCAAUGUUAGGGAUGUUUUUGACAAGGCUCGUCAGUCUGCACCUUGUGUCCUGUUUUUUGAUGAACUUGACUCCAUUGCUAUUCAGAGAGGAAAUGGAAUUGGAGAUGCAGGUGGUGCUGCUGAUAGAGUUUUGAACCAGCUCUUAACUGAAAUGGAUGGGUUAUCAUCCAAGAAAACUAUCUUUGUCAUUGGAGCUACUAAUAGGCCUGAUAUAAUCGACCCAGCACUUCUAAGACCUGGUCGUCUUGAUCAACUGAUCUAUAUCCCUCUUCCAGAUGAGAGUUCACGGCUUCAGAUUUUCAAAGCCUGUCUAAGGAAAUCACCUGUGUCAAAAGAUGUUGACCUUACGGCUCUUGCUAAGCUUACUGGAGGCUUUAGUGGUGCUGAUAUCACAGAAAUAUGCCAGAGGGCUUGCAAAUAUGCCAUUAGAGAGGACAUUCAGAAGGAUAUUGAGAGGGAAAAGAGGGAAAUUGACGCUGUGGAAGAGGAAUCAGAAAAUGAAGUUGCUGAGAUCAAGGCAGCUCACUUUGAGGAGUCCUUGAAGUUUGCCAGGAGGAGUGUGAGUGAUGCUGACAUCCUCAAGUAUCGAGCUUUUGCUCAAAAUUUGCAGCAAUCAAGGGGUUUUGGGUCAGAUUUUAAGUUUUCAGAGGCAGGAAGAACACCCCAUGAUUCAAAUCUAUUUGCAUCUUCAGCUGAUGGGAUUGAGGAUGCUGACUUAUAUGAUUAGUUGCUUAAUAAUGUUUUAUUUUCUUUGUAUUUCUUUGAUAUCAAGAUAAUCAGGAUCAUACAGUUCUAUGUACUAGGAGAGGUCUUAUAGGAUUUUAAAUUUAGUUUUCUCUAUAAUGGAUUAUAGCUUUAAUGAA
Messenger RNA from Quercus robur (English oak), 2703 nucleotides. Its product is annotated as cell division cycle protein 48 homolog. Gene Ontology annotation, cellular component: nucleus; cytosol; VCP-NPL4-UFD1 AAA ATPase complex. Gene Ontology annotation, biological process: mitotic spindle disassembly; autophagosome maturation; retrograde protein transport, ER to cytosol. The transcript has a single exon. The record is from RefSeq and is a predicted model, not a curated record. The coding region runs from base 159 to 2567 and encodes 802 amino acids. NCBI's taxonomy places the organism in Eukaryota, Viridiplantae, Streptophyta, Magnoliopsida, Fagales, Fagaceae. Gene Ontology annotation, molecular function: polyubiquitin modification-dependent protein binding; ATP hydrolysis activity; ATP binding.